AUGCCUGUGGAAACACCAUCAGUCAGAAACACGUCUACAGUUGGUCGCUUCCCAUCAGUCACACUGGGAUUGGGGAAAGAUGAGGAGCCAGAGAAGAACACGGAAGAAGGGGGGUGUCGACAAUGGUUACGUAAGAUCUGUCCUUGUUGCUGUCAAAGACCGAGCAAAGAUGAUGACAUCGCAGAUAAGGUUGUCACAGGGAUCGAUGAUGUAGACAAGCUUGUGGGGAAUGGUGACAAGCCAGUCACUAAUGGAAGUAACCUUGAAGAGCUGUUGUUGAUGGUGCGGUCCAUAGACCUGAUGAAAAAAAAGAAAGGUCAGAACCGCAUGGAGCAUCACACAGACCGUUACUACGGUGAUGGCCUCAUCAUCCGCAGGGGUCAGAUCUUCAUGAUGUGGCUUGACCUCUCGCGACCUUACAAUUCCAACACGGAGAAACUCCACCUGGAGCUUAGGACAGGACCUUUGCCUACAGUGGCAAAGGGCACCCAUGUCAUCAUUCCAUUGGUUGAGGAGCUGGAGGAUGACCGUUGGGAGGCCAAGAUUGUGCAACGGGACGGCAACAGGCUCAAGCUGUCCAUCAACUCCCCGCCCACAGCCGUGAUUGGCCGAUACCAGCUCACCGUGGCAACGCAAAGCCCAAAGGGGGAGGCCACAUCUACACAUGACCCUGGGAAUGACAUCUGCAUGCUGUUUAACCCCUGGUGUAAAGAUGACACAGUGUACAUGGACAAUGGCGAUGAGAAGAACGAGUAUAUCCUGAAUGAUGUUGGAAGGCUCUACUACGGCACAGAGAACCAGAUUGGUUCAAGAACGUGGAACUAUGGACAGUUUGACAAGGGGAUCCUGGAUGCCUGUCUUUAUGCUUUGGAGAAGAGUGCGACCCCCCCCUCAGGCUGGGGAGACUCUGUCAACGUGGUGAGAGUCAUUUCAGCCAUGAUCAACUCCCCAGAUGACUGUGGGAUCCUGGAGGGGAACUGGUCAGGGAACUAUGUGGGCGGGACUUCCCCUACAUCCUGGAGUGGCAGUGUUGACAUCCUGAAAAUGUACCAUAAGGACGGAGGUGCACCGGUCAGAUAUGGCCAGUGCUGGGUCUUCUCUGGGGUCACCACCACAGUGUUGAGGUGUUUGGGCAUUCCCUCCCGUAGUGUGUCCAACUUCAACUCCGCCCACGACACAGAUGUCUCCUUGACAACAGAUGUGUACUUCGAUGAGAAGUUGGAGUCUAUAGAUCACCUCAACUCUGACUCCAUCUGGAACUUCCAUGUGUGGAACGACUGUUGGAUGGCUCGUCCAGACUUGCCACCUGGUUAUGGCGGCUGGCAGGUAGUAGACUCCACCCCCCAGGAGACCAGUCAGGGCACAUACCGCUGUGGCCCCGCCUCCGUCAAUGCCAUCCGUAACGGACAAGUGUUCCUGAAGCAUGACUCACCAUUCGUCUUUGCCGAGGUGAACAGUGAUAAGAUCUACUGGCAGAGGAACCUGGAUGGCACCUUCACCCAGAUCCACAGUGAGAAAAAUGCAGUGGGCCACUGUAUCAGCACCAAGGCUGUGGGCUCCGAUGAACGCAAUGACAUCACAGACCUUUACAAGCACCCAGAAGGCACAGAGGAGGAACGCAUUGCUGUGGAGACUGCAAGUCGCUAUGGCUCCAAACCAGAUGCCUACUCCUCUCCCAUCGCUCAGGAUGUAUCCAUAGAGGUGACCAUGGAUGGGGAGGGGCCACGCAUGGGGGGAGAUGCAGAACUGACCAUUGUCAUGCGCAACACUAGUUCUCUACCACGCACUAUCAACCUCCACAGCCAGGUGGCAGUCAUGUACUACACUGGUGUGGUCAAGGCUACUGUCAAGAAGGACCAAAUUCCUGUGGAGCUGCUACCCAAUGAAGUGAAGAACCUGGAGUGGAUCCUUCAGUACCAGAACUACCAGGACCAGCUUGUGGACCAGGCUGCUCUGAUGCUGACCCUGUCGGGCAGGGUCAGUGAGACACAGCAGGUUCUGGCAACUCAGUUCAGCUUCCGCCUCCGCACCCCUGACCUCAUCAUUAAGCCAGUAGGGGAGGCUGUGGUGGGGGAAAAGAUGGCGGCUGAGAUCUCCUUCACCAACCCUCUGCCAUGCACACUGAAGGGAGUGGUGUUCCGUGUAGAGGGGCUGGGCCUGCAGAGUGUUCGACAGAUCACUGUUGGUGACGUGGCCAGUCGCGCCACUGUGGUUCAGACGGAGGUCUUUGUCCCCACCCUGCCUGGACCCAGGAAACUGUUGGCUUCACUGGACUGUAAACAGCUCACACAGGUUCAUGGUGUUGCUGACAUCAACGUGAAGGAGAAAUAAGUC
Messenger RNA from Salvelinus namaycush (lake trout), 2334 nucleotides. Its product is annotated as protein-glutamine gamma-glutamyltransferase K-like. Gene Ontology annotation, biological process: peptide cross-linking. Gene Ontology annotation, molecular function: protein-glutamine gamma-glutamyltransferase activity. The record is from RefSeq and is a predicted model, not a curated record. The transcript has 13 exons. NCBI's taxonomy places the organism in Eukaryota, Metazoa, Chordata, Actinopteri, Salmoniformes, Salmonidae. Bases 1 to 2331 code for a protein of 776 amino acids.